AUGACUACGCUAAUGGAUAUUCAGAAUUUAACUGAAGAAAACAGUGAUGGUGAGGAGGAUUAUGACUCAGAUUAUACAAGUUUAGACAUUGUUUCAACUGUAUCUUCGUCACAGUAUCAGAUUUCUGCUCAAGAACAAUGGGAAGAGCUGAUGAAGCAGAUUCAAACAUUGCUAAGUUUAAUCAUAUUUCCUUUAAUUGGGAAACUAUUGGGUAGGAGAACAAGUAAAUUUAUUUGGAGGAAAUUUGCUGAUUGGUGGUUCCCUUAG
Molecule: messenger RNA, 267 nt
Organism: Lodderomyces oxycetoniae
Lineage: Eukaryota; Fungi; Ascomycota; Pichiomycetes; Serinales; Debaryomycetaceae
Exons: 1
Coding region: 1-267 (88 amino acids)
Biological process (GO): protein insertion into mitochondrial outer membrane; mitochondrial outer membrane translocase complex assembly
Cellular component (GO): mitochondrial outer membrane
Source: RefSeq, a predicted model, not a curated record